GCCAACUGCAGAUUUAAUCGAUUAGUUGUUUGACAGAAAAAUAACCAGCAACAAUUUAAAUAAUUGAUUAUUUGUAGAACUGUGAGGAUUAGCUGCUUUUCUCCGUGUUUUGGACUGUUGGUCGGCAGCUGUGACUGACUCGAAGUAUUUGGUCAAUUUUACACAUAAUAAAUAUAUUUACCAGCCCUAAAUAUUCAGCAUCCAUCUUACAAAGGACUCUUCUUAUCUUACACUUCCCCUGUCAGUGCAGCUCUAGUUUAAUUCUGUAUUUCAAAGUUCAGUAACCCAGGUUCCACUUUUUUUUCCCCACCAAGCAGAUAACAGAGGCCCUGCUAUCCCCCCCCCCCCCUCGGCCCCAAUCCCCCCUCCAGUGCAGUGUGAUUGCUGUGCUCUGUAGAGACCCCAAUUAGCAGGACUAGCAGGCCUCCUGAAGGUCACCCCCAGAGCUUUGGUGUGAGAACAGAGGAGGGCCGGACCGGUCAGGAGCAGCUCUGAGAGUGACGGGGCUGAGACUCUCAGCUGGACCCUGGAGCUCUCGACACGAUAACCAACACUUUCUUAACGGCAGUUUGCAUGUUCUCCAUUUUGCAUCGCACGGUGUUGGCAAAAAGUGUCUCUACUUUUUUUUUUUUUUUUGCUAAAGGUCAAGUGUUCUCGGCAGACCGUCGUAGUAUUCUGUGACCAUAUCUGAGAGAUCCAUUUGUCAUUAGCUCCAAAGUCCCCUACUUCAUCAGCCCGUGUCUGCUAUCUGGGGCCUGAUUGAUGGCUCUGUCCUUAUUGCGGGGGAACGAGGGUCGAUGGCAAAAAAUUUGCUACUGGGUGCAUUAAUGCUGAGCUCAAUGGCGUAGACCUUUGAGCGUGCCUCAUCAGUCUUGAAUCAUUGGACGGCCGCAGGAGAUCUGAGAUGAGCGGGCAUGAUGCAAGAAUGCAAGAGAGAGUGAGCGAUGGGGAAAAGGAGUUUUAUCUUCUGGGCUAACUCUAUUACUCAUACCGCUCUAUCUCACUGGGACAGGCCAGAGGGAAAUCUAGAUAGAGUUAACUAUUUGGGCAAAACUUAGGCAAAAUGUAGAACUAUUUAUCUCAUACGUUUGGUCACUUUGACAUCCCAAACGUAUCAAAAAUCAGUAAUUGAAUCAUCGGAAAUAGUGCCGCGGUUGUUACGUGACAUUUGGUUUGUUUGCUUUGGUAUUGUAGUGAUUGUUUUUUGGAUAUUAAACCCAGUACCUGUGUAGGAGUAAAAAGAAAUCCUGGUGCCAUGACAACACCAGUAACACACCGACUGUAGGUGCAGGCUCACAGUCAGACGGACGGACGGAGGGUCCUGCGGGCCAGAUGUUCCCUCGCAGACACAGAGGUGAGAUGUUUGCCUGGCUCACUAGCUGGCUGCCCAGUGCCCCCGAGCCAGUGUCUGCUGGGGGAAGAACUGGGGGCAGAGAGGCUCUCGCAUAUAUACGCAGGAGACGGAAGCAGAGACCACAAAUGUCUUGUCUGUCACAAAGGGCGAAAGGAGCCCGUCUCACACAACUCUGUCUCAGGUGGGGGAGAAAAAAGACAUCUUUCAUUCCUCGGCUGGUCUGUAGGUGCGAGGGGGACUCGUUUGGUCUCGCUGGAGGCCAGGCUGAAUGUCGGAGCUGCCAUGGAGGCGGCUGACCUUACCAACCUUACAGACACAGGAUGCAGACACAUCGGCUUUUAUAUGUCAUGUACACAGCAGGGUUUGGAAUCGGCAUGUAGCCAUUUGCUUUUGACUCGUGUGGCUGCAGCAGUAUAUUUUCACCAGUUUUGUGCGUUGCACCAGACCUGCAUCUCUCUUUUUCUAUGGCGUGCAUUAAAAAGCUCUUCACGGAAUUUGGAAAAUACUGCCACAGAAGCAUUACUAGUAAUUACAGAUUAAUUAGACACAGUUAAAAAUACGUGAGUAUUCAUGACAGCAUCAUUAUUAUACAUUACAGCAUCUAAAUACUUAAAAUUGAUGGUAAGUUUACAGAUGUAGACACCGCUCGCACUUUCAUUAUGUCACAAGUUACACUUACGACAUUAAUGUGUUUAAACCAACAGCAAUAAAUAAGAAGACUAAUGGUAAACAAGAUUGUGCUUUUAAUGCGGCAUAAUAAAAGGUUGAAUUGUUUGAGCGAGUCCUCCUGCAGAGCUGGACCAGGCAUGAGUCUAAUUAGGGUGUUUUCUUUCUGUGUGUGUGUGCGUGUGUGUGUGUGUGUGUGUGUGUGUGUGUGGAUUGGUACAUACGCAACUCAUAUGGGAGAGAGGCCAGUUAGUAUAAUGGCAAAGUGGAUAAAUCUCUCACAGCAGGCCUGUGUAACACUGGAAGCUGUUUUUGUGCGUUAAGCCCCUUUAGGAUGAUUUGUGAGAGUCGGCGCUCGCACAGUUAUGCCUAGCUGAGCUGCUCUGACCCCGCUCUUAAAUCAGCCGAGCUGCGCUCGCAAACAGGCCGGGGCUGGUUAAUGCCGGGUCAAUAAUAUGGGUCCGGGCGGGACAAACACACAGAGGCUUAACUUUUCUCUCCGUUAAACACAGUGUACAUGUCAAUAAGGAGACAUUGAAAUACUAGAGGAGGUCAUUAUUCCUGCAGGGGAAGUUACUGGUGUAUAUGUAGGUUUGCCUGUGUAGUAUCCUGUGCAUGCACUAUAUAUAUAUGUACAGUAUGUCGUAUAUAGACAUAUAUGUAUGUGUGUGAGAAAGAGCGAGAUUGGGGAACAGCUGCAUUGAUUUGGUUUUUGUUUGCUGAGUACUCGGAGCAGAAAUGUAAGCCGUGGGAACACCUGGAGAGGGGAAAAUGGGAGAAGAGGAGGUGGUUGUGGUGUCAGCUCUGCUACUGGCUCUUUGCCAAGUAUGCAUGCACACACACACACACACACACACGUGUGCAUCUCUGAUGUGUGAGGGUGGCCUGGGAUCCCAAUCAGCAGCACUUAACAAAGCUUUCCUCUUUCUCCCUUUAAUCGCAGGCUCAAUUUGUCACUGGGGUGUCCAAUUUCUGAUAAGCGCUUUGACUGAGAGAGGCGAGGUGGGUGUGGAGAGGAACACAAAAUGGAUGCACCUGCUAACAAAUGAAAUCAAACCACUCCAUCUUCAUUUCCCCUUUUUUCUUUCUUCCACCAGCUGGAACAAUGCUGCCGUGCUUUAGCUCUCGGCACAUUGAGUUAUUUCCCGCUAACUAGGGAAACGGCCUGGCCGACUUACAGUCACACAGUUAGGACAUGCUCGGAAGUCUUUCUUUGAAGCCGCUGAUGGGCCACCGGGCUCAUAUCUAUUUCAGACCUGACGGGAAUUAAAAGCUAGGGUAUAUGCGGUUUAUUUCAGAAGCAUUUUUUUGUUAUAUUUGUUCAAAUUCUUUGAAUCAUUUCAUUCGGCCUGCAUGAAACGAUUGGAUGGCCCGUCCACCUUCCGAACCACCGUCACCGGUGUCUUCCACGAGGCCAGGCAGACAAAAUGGUUCCAACGCUAACAUGCUAGUGAUAGCUGUGAGUGCUAACAAGCCAUGUUGGUUGUUUACCCUCAUUAUGUUCAUGCAAGGUGUUUGCUUACAUGUGAGUGAGACAUGAGGCAGCUCUCAGGUGGACUGGUCCUCCAGCAGUGGGCAGGCUGUGGGCUGCCAUGUGUUUUGGGGGCGUGGCCGGGAUGUUUUUGGUUAGUUGGAUACUUUAAAAAAAUCCAGCUUACUCUUACUGGUUUCCCCAAGGUUGCCGACUUCAGCAAAAGGCUAAUUGCAUAAUUUCCUUUUAGCCUCAGUAUGUUUUCAGAACAAAUACAUUUUGUUCAGUCGUAUUUUUUUUGUCAGAAUUACGAGGCUAUUGUCAUCUUUGUGGACAGAGCAGGACAGGUAGCUCAUAUUGGAUACAUAUAUCUUUGUGAUCAGUUCAACGCAGGCUCGUCUGUUUGUUUAGGUUUCUUCAUCCUGUCUGUUCCACGACUAAGUGAUUUAUACACCCAAGCAACUUGAAAAACCAGCUGCCUGAAGUCUGACGAUACCUAUCACUCCACAUAGCCUAAUACACACACACACACACACACACACAGACAGUAGAUCAACAUUAGUCUAGUAUCUGUAUGUCUGUGUUGUUUUAACCAUGGCAUCCUAGUCCAAACCCCGCAGUCUGGCAUCUGACACGGCAGCAUGUGACUCAGCACAUUGUUGUCUGGUGUGAUACGGGGGAUAUGUGAAGAUAACACGGAUGCGGUGGCAAUGUGCAGGAGAUGAAACGGAGCAGUGUUGCUCUCAUAUGUAUGAGCGGUGUGUCGCUGAGUUGUGUGAUCUGCUGGUUACCAGGAGGCUGAAGUUCCUCCAGAGGAUAAAAGAGUCUCUUCCACGGUGUUUACUUGCAUUCCUUGUGCCUCUCAGUGGCACAAGGCAUAUCCGAGCCAGCGCAGUGCGGCUCGAGGGAUGGCGACGCCGGUCCGUGGGUCAGUCCACCGUUGUGCUCCAAAUAUCUCAACAACAGUUGCCGAGCAAUUUUGAACAGGCGCUCAUGGACUUCAUACUCUUUGGUGAUCUGUCGCCUUUUUCAUCUAGCGACCACAAGCAGUGUGAGGAGAAGUGUGUGUCCCAUGUUGCAUUAGUGUCUCUGUGAAAUGCUGGCCUGUCUGCCAGGGCCAGGUGACCUCCCCCUCCAGCUUCUCCCCCACACGCAGAUGAACACUGGACAUCAGAAAUGGGACACCACGCAAAGGAUGAGAUCCGCUCCGUUUCCGACCCCUGCAGAAUUGGAUGCUUUUGCUAAGAAGGUUGCCAACAACCCCCUCACCAUCAAGAUCUUCCCCAACAGCGUCAAGGUACCCCAGCGGAACCACGUGCGCCGUACAGUCAACGGGCUGGAUACGUCGGGCCAGCGCUACAGCCCUUACCCUUCCUCUCAGGCCAUUGCCAAGACGGGCCUCCUCGCCAUCAUCAAGGUGCCCACAGUCAAAGGCGUCCUAAAAGAUUUUGACGGCAGCCGGGCUUGCCUGCACUCCGAAGUCAUCAUGAACGCCCCCAGCGGACCCUACCAAGUGGCCUCGACCAGCACUUUAAACCACCACCACCCACCUCUGCAGAACCUCCCCCGGCUCCAGCAGAGCGUACCCCUUCAACCACAGGACCCACCUCAGACUCUACAGAUGCCCCUCCAGCAACAGCAGGGUCACACCCAGAGCCUCAGACACCCUCCCCACAUGGCCCAGCACCCUCAGGGCCCACCCCGACUCCAGACUCUGUCUCAGCACCCGGCCCUUGGCCACCCACAGGGGCCCCCUACCGUCAUGCUUCAGCAGCAGCACCUUCAGCAGCAGCCACCACCUAGCCUGCAGGGGAGCAGAAAGCUGCCAGAUGGCGACGCACCGCCUAAUGUUACCGUCUCUACCUCAACCAUUCCCCUCUCCAUGGUCACUGGGCUGCACCAGGGCCACCAGGCUGACCUGAGCACCAUCGUGCAUCAGAUCAACCAGUUCUGUCAAGCUCGGGCCCAAGGCGCGGGAGUCACCUCCAUGUGCGAGGGCCAGAUCGCCAACCCCAGCCCAAUCAGUCGCAACCUGCUCAUCAGCGCCUGCUCCAGGGUGUCCAUGCACAGCAACCCUGCCACCCCUGGCUUUCCCCCGCCCAACUGCAUUAUCGGUGCUCAAGAGACAGCCACCGCCCCGGUGGGAGCUCACCCGCCACACGGCGGGGCUAUUAUGAACCACUUGCCUUCCAACCACACCGAUCUCAAGCAGCAGCAGCACCACCACCACCACCUGCAGCAGCAGCAUCUGCAUCAACAGCAGAAUCAGCAGCAGCAACAGCUACAACAUAACCCACAGCAGCAGAACAUGCGCUCUUGGAAUCAGCACCAGUUGGGUCACUUGCCCCACAUUCAGAACGGUGGGACCCACCUCUGCAAGCAGCCUUCCAGGGACCCCGCCUUCCAUUUUAAGGGCAUGGGCUACCCUGCAGAGGUGUGUGUGGGUCAGCCUUACACACUGAAACCUCCCGUAGAGAGGCCCACCCCCUCCCCCCCUGUUAACAACGGCAUGUCCGGCCCCAUGGCCCACUACACCAAUGGUCACUACUUCCAGUCCCACAUUUGGAACAGCAGCAUCCUACCCACACCCAACAGUGACAGCUCCGGGUCUCAGGACAUAGCCAUGCCAUUCCACGGUGCGGGCCCAGGGGGGUGCGCCACACUAGACUGUGGGCCCCCCGGGGCCCCACAUUACAGGCUAGGAACGAGCUCCUGCACCUCCUCUUCCUCAGCCCAGACUAAUCUGAUGCAAGCGGCAGAUUACUUGGGUGGGGACUUCCAGAGUCCCUACUUCCGCGAUCAGAAUCUAGCGUUGAUGGGCAAGAUGCACAGGCCUCCUCUGAGCAGGGUUGGUCCAGAGGUCGGAGAUGGCAGAACCGCUCUCAUCCAGCACCCAGGGUACAGAUAAGAGUUAUCAAAACCCCUUUGUUUAGUCUUAAGAAAGGAAACACAUGAAUACAACUAAAUUGAUAACUUCAAAACACCUUAUGUUAAAGAGGGUAAAUUAAUAUAUUUAAUGAAGAGCAGUAGGUUUUUUUUUUUUUGGUUCUUUUUAUAAAUCUUGCAAGUGAUCAAUUGCUACUUUUAUUUUGUUAAUGAGUGCUUUUACCUGGCACUUUAGGGAACUUUUUCAUGUGCGUGUGUAUACACAUCUGUACUGUGUGUGUCAUUCCCUCCUUCCUCUAUCUGUGUGCCUGGAUCCAAACAGAUCCUGUGUUAUUCCUACUUCAGAUCUAUCCGUAACAUUUUCUUAUGCAUGUAAGAAAGAGGAACAGCAGAUGGAUCCCAACAUCAUCUACUGAUGGAUGCUUUUUUUUUUUUUUUUUUUUUUUUUUUUACAGGGUCAUGUCAGGAAUUUUUGGCUCAGACUAGUAACUAGUCUGAGCCAUUUUCAUGUUGGUGUUAACUCUCCAACCUCGUAGUAACUUCAAGAUUAAACAGUCAUUUGGGGACAGAAGAGAGUAAUAAUCGUAUCUCAGUGCAAAGCCACCAGACACUGGAGACUAGAGUACUGUUAGAAAAUCUUGCGGUAUGCACAUGGUUUUAUUCUUUUGAAAUGUAAUUAUUUAUUUGUAUCAUAGGACUAUUCAAGAGUGAUUCCUCUCUGUCAGUUAAGGGAGCAUGUAAUCAGGUUGUUUUGUACAUAGUCAUGAUCCAGCAGGGAGCAAGUAUGUUGUAAAGGCGAUGAUGCUCUGUCCUGCUGAAAAUGCUGCAAUGAAUUCAGGUGUUUUAAAAAAAAAACAAACAAACCUUUUUGUCAAUGCCAGGAAGGUUUGGCAAAAAGCUUGUGAAAUGAUUAGUGCAGAAGAAGUCACGGAAGAUCAGCUCUCAGACUUUAAAAUGGCCAAAGUCAUGUUAACGAGGACACACUGUUAUGAAGAUGUGCCAUUUCGUGUUUGUUUCCUUUUUCCGAUCGUUUUUUUGUAACCAUGACAAAUGUAUUACUUGAAUGUUGAGAUGAUUUGUUUUGCAGUUAUUGAGGGGGAAAGGUGGGUUACGAGGACAAAACUCCAGGGUCGAAGAAAUGAUGACGACUGGAACAACGAGCCUCGACAAGAGUUUUGACCCUAACAGCAGGAACCUAAGUGAAUUUAAGUUAUGUGUAGUUGCUACUGAUUCUGAUGUGAAGUCUGCUUGAAAAGACCAAAUUGAUCACUUGCAAGAUCACUUGGAAGUGAACAAAACUGACUUUUAAGUUUAAAGUGAAACAGCAAAUGCAUUGUUUAUUUUAUUGUACACUGGCUUACCUACUCGUAACUUUAAACGUUCACGAUUGUGUGUGUGUGUGUGUGUGAGUGUUGCCUGCUGAAGUGGGUAGAUUUAACGGUGUGUGUGUGUGUGUGUGUGUGUGUGUGUGUGUGUGUGUGUGUGUGUGUGUGUGUGUGUGUGUGUGUGUGUGUGUGUGUGUGUGUGUGAGAGAGAGAGAGAGAGAUAGUGCGCGUGUGUAUAAACACAAUGGCGCUCAUGUUUUGUUCACCUAACUCCCCAACAGCCCUUAAAAAGCCUUAAGUGUUUGGUCCUUGGACUUCCCUUGAAAAAGAGCAUGGUUUUAAUGAAAACCCCAAAUAAUAAGGAGAAAGCGGAUGGUGAGUAUACGCAGAAACAGCAAUUAUUAUUAUUUUAGUUUCUCUUUAUUUUAUUUUAUUGAGGUUUUGUUGAAUAGACAGAGCAAUUCCUUAGGGAUUCUUUAUAAUGGAAAGCAAGAAAAGGAGUAAUAUUUUGUAAUUAUAUAUUUUAGCAAUGUGUAGUUACUGAGCUUUAACUUCUUUUUUCCCCCCCAGUUUCAAAGCUUCAGUUUGCAGUUGUGACUAUUUAUAAUACUUGAUUUGCUUGUUAUUUAAUUUUCAUUUCCUUCUUUGUUUCUUGUUGCUGUGAAAUGGAAGAAGGUCCACAAGCCUUUCUUUUGUGUCAUUCUGUACGACAGAUAAGAGGCAAGAGCGUGAGAGUUGUGCUACUCUUUUUGUAAUAUUGUAAUAAUAAAAUAAAGUUCUAAUUUAUGCUUUGAAAUGAGUCUGACCCGUUUGUGUGGAUUAUCUGCAACACUGAUUUAAACUGACGCCGACUACAGGUGUGCUCUUUUUCUCCUGCCCCCUUCAUUCUGCACGAGCUCAUGCUGUCUGACAGUUCGGGUAGGUUGCUAUUCACAGAUUUGUGUCUUGCAUAAACAGCCUUACAGCGGUCCAAAAGGCCCGCCUUAAACCACAUGUAAUUUGUAACCGAGACAGCUAGUGCUGAAGGUGGCGAUUGUUGCACCAAUUGCGGUGCUUUCAUGCCAUUUAUCAGAGCCUGCCUCUGCCAAAUGGAAAAGGGAAGUAGGGUAGACAAAGCAAGCUGUGAAAUCCACAGGACUAUCUGGCUGCAGUAGAUUUAGCUUGUCUGGCUGUGAUGAAAAUGGGACUUGUAUAAAGGGCACGCGGCG
Messenger RNA from Anarrhichthys ocellatus (wolf-eel), 8910 nucleotides. It is a transcript of the gene fam222ba, whose product is annotated as family with sequence similarity 222 member Ba. Lineage: Eukaryota; Metazoa; Chordata; Actinopteri; Perciformes; Anarhichadidae. The record is from RefSeq and is a predicted model, not a curated record. Bases 4588 to 6399 code for a protein of 603 amino acids. The transcript has 3 exons.